UGUGUGUGUGUGUGGUGUUUUAGGUCUCGUCUAGCUGAUUUCUUCACCAAUUGUCAGCCUGAGCCCCGCUCUCUCUCUGGCUGUCUGAAGGAGAAUUAUGCUGACUGCUUGCUGUCGUACUCUGGCCUCAUUGGCACGGUGAUGACCCCAAAUUAUCUGCGCUCACCCAAGAUCAGCGUCUCUCCAUUCUGUGACUGCAGCAGCAGCGGCAACAGCAAAGAGGAAUGCGACAGAUUCACAGAGUUCUUCACUGACAAUGCCUGCCUGCGUAAUGCAAUCCAGGCAUUUGGAAAUGGGACGGAUGUGAGCGUUUGGCAGCCAAUGCCCCCAGUGCAAACAACCACCACUAUGACAACACCAUCCCAGAGGAACAGAGAUCGAGACAGAUCACCCAAUGCCAUAGAGCCAGGGACACACAUCAACCAUCUCAAUCCAGCUGAUAACUCCCUCUACCAGUUCUGCGGAAGCCUCCAGGCUCAGAAGCUGCAGACAAACAACACAAUAGAUGUGUUAUGUGUGGACCCACAGAUCGAUGACCCCAGCUCCUCCAACGCCAUCUCCAGGAAUUCGUCCACUCGGCAGGCAUCUCUAUCAGGCCUUAGCUCUCUGCUGCUCCUGCUGGCUACCACCUUGCACUGCAUCUUCACUGUAGCGAUGUUGUAGCCACCUAAGAAUAUAAAACACGGACAGUCACACUUUGUACAAAGUCGAUCGCUGUUCCUGGUCAAUCUGUUGUACUCAGUACUCUCUCUCUUUCUCUCUCUUAGUCCCUCCCUUCCUCUCUAUUGCUGUUCUGUUUUUUAAGAGCUUUUGUUGAUGUUGUUGAUGCAACGAAACAAAGUGGUCUUGGUGUACUCGAGUUUCUGUCUCUCUUCCCUCCUGAUUUUGCAUCGGAAGAUGAAACGUGAAAGAAAUGCGAGAUAACCCUGGAAUCAUUGCAGCAUUCCCAUGUGAUGUUGUGCCGUUUACGCAAACUGCUGGUGUUUGAGGGCCAGAAAUCAUAAGGACUCCUGUCACAGCAGUAGAGCUUAAUCUUAUCUGUGUACUUAACAGCACAGUGUGCACUAUCCAUUGCUCACUGGCACACAAAGACACAACAAAAGUAAAACCAAGACACUAUUAAAAUGUAAUUUUUGAGAUGUGGUCACUGUUUAUUUCUACAAAUUGUCUUCUAACAUUAUGGUGAAAAUUAGAUUCUCACUAAUUGUGCUUCUCCGUAGUUUUUCUAUAGCAUCACUGGCCCAUCUGUAGGUCAAACAUAUCAAAAGACAUUUACAAAACAUCUAGUCACAGAAAAUGAAAGGAGGGUUUAGAGGGGAGUUUACUGGAUGACCAACAGGAUAGUAGCUUUGUCUGAAAAUACAUGAAGGAGCCUAUUUGACAACUUUGCUCUGGUUUGUAAUGGUGUGUUUGCGUGUGGAUGCAUGUGUGAAUGCGUAAUGCUGUUUGUAUGUGUUUGUUUGAACGUUGAGGAUGAGGUCAUGGGUUGACUGGAUGGAUAUGUCAGUAGAACUGGGGUUUCAUAACUCCUCUGUCACAGUUUGUGGGAGAAAACAUGGACUGAGGCCGAACAGCAGCAUUGAUUCUUGUGUAAUCAGACGAUGUGUCAAGGUUCUAUGUUACAAUUGCAUAUAUAAGUAUCUGUAAAUUGCAAUGCAUCACCACUCACAAAGCUAAACCUACCGGCAUCCGCGUAUCUAUCAAGUGUAUAUUGCCUUUCUGAUGUUGCUUUGACAGGGAUUUUCAUACUUUGGCCCCAACGAAACAUGCAAUCUAGUCAUGUAUGUAUUAUAUACUGUAGCCAGUUUUUUGUACUGUAUGUCUCUACAAAAGUUACUGAAAGAGUCAGUAUUGUGAUCCUGCAUCACAAUUACUUAAAACCAGUGAGAAAAAAAUCUUAUAUGUCAGUAUGAGGCAUGUGCAGUUUAACCACCUCAGCGGUACACGUUAAAAGUGUCUAUGACAUGCUGCUUUGGUUCAUGUGGCAUUUUGAACAAAAAAUAAUGUAUUGUUGUACUCCAUGUUAUUUACAGGACAGUUUAAGUGCUACAUAAAAAACACACACACACACACACAAACAUAUAUAUACUUCUACAUGAACUAUGUUUAUAGAGCCUGCUAUAUUUGAAUUGGGAUUUGGUUGUACAAUGUAUUAUCAUAUUGGAUAAGGAUUUGUCACUUUUCUUAGUAACUAUAUACACAGUAUAUAUUUUUGUUUAGAUAUUACAGUACAAAUUGAAGACUUGCAUCUGUAAUUGUUGUUGUCCUGUCCUAUAUCUCAAAGGAAGGAGAUGUACAACAGCCAUUUAUUUACUAUACACCACUAUGUUAUUGUUUUAUGGUAAGCCAAAAAGAAAGGAAAAAAUAUCUUAUUUUUGUAUCCUUUUGCAUUAUGAGUUUAUUUAUUGUAAUGCUGUCUUUUCUGCUGGAAAGCAGUAUGGGAACUUAUGGGAGCAUGAGUGAUGGAAAUGCAAUAAAGGCUAUUGGAUGCGGUUUGUUAUAGAUUCUGCGCAGGCAUUUUGUGGUGGUCUGCUAUAUUUGGGUUUGGUUGCAACAUAAAGUUGCUGUGAAGAUGGGAGCAGGACAGUAAGAGUCCUACAUUGUAAAAACUAUAUUUCUCUACAUCCACAUCUUAUUGCUCCAGAGAAUUAAUAAAAAUAAGAAAAAAUAAAACACAAGGCUCUUCCACAAUCUGUCACAUUUCUUCUUAGCUUGUGAAAAUGUAAAAAGUAUUAUAUGAAAACGAUUAAAAU
Sinocyclocheilus grahami is the source of this 2753-nucleotide messenger RNA. Its product is annotated as GDNF family receptor alpha-1-like. The transcript has 5 exons. The coding region runs from base 142 to 663 and encodes 173 amino acids. Lineage: Eukaryota; Metazoa; Chordata; Actinopteri; Cypriniformes; Cyprinidae. The record is from RefSeq and is a predicted model, not a curated record. Gene Ontology annotation, biological process: nervous system development. Gene Ontology annotation, molecular function: signaling receptor activity. Gene Ontology annotation, cellular component: external side of plasma membrane; signaling receptor complex.